AUGUUUAGGACUUUGCCAAGUCUUCUCGUUGGGCCUUGGUCGAAUUACAUUGCAGUUCUACUUGUAUGCCACGGGCAGUCGGCACCAACAGACCGGAGGAGGAGAUCGGGAUACGGAGCGGUAAUGGGUACGGUCUCAGAUAUAUUGGCCUUGCGAAGCAGGCGAUUUGUUUAUUCAGCGACGCGUCGUGGGAAACACCUUACCGAAACGGAGUUCGAGGAUCAACUAAAGGUUGCGAUAGCGCGCACAAAGCACAACAUGCGACUGGAGGGCGCGCUUGGAUGGAUUGGCAAAGCGACUAAAAGAGGGAGGAUUAGCGGGGGCAAGACCACCGUAUGGGGUAGCGUCCCGGAGAGGUUCUCUGAAUUCACUGUGUUUUUUCAUCUGCCGCACGAGGUGUCUCCCGGGCGUAUGCACAACUGGAUGAAAAUUCAGCAAUCGGGGUGGGUUGUUCAAGAGUAUGGUCGCGAACAGAGUGAAAGCGCGGAAGAGUUUUUUAUAUUUCCCUUUGUGGAGUGGGAUGCUCCCCACCGGGGGCGCAAGUUUAUAGGGCCAGGUUUGUUGAUUAACUCUGGUAUGGCAUGUGUGCGAACUGAGCGGAACGGCGUAUCUGAAGAAGAGUCUGAUCGUUGCACCGAGGGCGAAGACAGUAAGGAGACUGAGCGAGGAGAGUGCAGGAAUGGUACCCAUUUUCCGUCUCAUCCGAAAACCAGCACGAAGCGUGGUAGGAGUCGCUGCAGUCAGAAGAGAAAAGUUCAUCAAGAAGUUGCCAAGCCGAGUAGCGCUGAUCGUUCUUCUGAAGCGCUAUAUACACGGCGGAGGAGUACAAGCUCGAAGUCUGAAGAUACAAUCCAUGUCAAGGUACCUGCUGCAAGCGGGGAGCGGUGUUGA
Molecule: messenger RNA, 891 nt
Organism: Bipolaris victoriae FI3
Lineage: Eukaryota; Fungi; Ascomycota; Dothideomycetes; Pleosporales; Pleosporaceae
Exons: 3
Coding region: 1-891 (296 amino acids)
Source: RefSeq, a predicted model, not a curated record